Molecule: messenger RNA, 3348 nt
Organism: Closterium sp. NIES-65
Lineage: Eukaryota; Viridiplantae; Streptophyta; Zygnematophyceae; Desmidiales; Closteriaceae
Source: the annotation of a GenBank genome assembly
AUGGAGGAGCGCGGGUCGCAGAGGCACGCCAGUCGCACGUCAAGCACCAAAAACCACUCUCCCAUCAGUUCCCCCGGCCAGUCGUCUCCUGUGCGCUCCUCUCACCAUUCGUCCAACCGGUCCCCGAACCUAACCCCGGACCAAACCCCCGAGCACUCGCCGAACCAGACGCCGGACAUGUCUCCAAGCUACAGAGGCUCGGGAGAGGAGUACCCGUAUGGCUCGGAGGCGUCCGAGCCAGGACAGCAGGAAUGGCACCAGCAGCAGCAGCAGCACCAGCAAUACCACCACCAACACUCCCACACGUCACCAGCAGCAGGAGGAGGAAGAGCAGCAGCAGCAGCAGGAAUGGCAGUGGGUGGUUAUGGUGGUAACCCUAUUGGUGGUAACAGGCGCGCAGGUAACCCCAGAGGCGGCAGCUCUGGUGCGGCUGCGGCAGCAGCGGCUUUCCCCAAGUCCCAGUCCACCCCUGGCGGGCCAAGAGACUCGGCUGUAGCAGCUACAGGCAGGAGGGGCAGGAGGGAUAGCAGUGGCGGCAGCAGCAGUGGCGGAAGCAGGAGAGGAAGCAGGGGAGGAGGGGGGGAGAGCGGUGCAAGUGGAGGGGGGUAUGAGGAGGGGUGGGUGAGAGAAACGCACAGUGAAGGGGAGGAAUUUUCAGAAGGGGAAGAGGAGGAGGAAGAGGAGGAAGAGGAGGAGGAGGAAGAGGGGGAGGAGGGGGAGGAGGAAGAGGAGGAAGAGGAGGAGGAGGAAGAGGGGGAGGAAGGGGAAGGGGAGGAGGAUGAUGAUGUGUAUUACGAGUCCAAGGUGUUGGGGGAUGAGCCCAUCUCAAGGCGACGAGUGGUGGAGCUGCUAGAUCAGAUGGACGCGUUCAUAGAGGAGGGGCCGCACUGCAAGCUGGACGAGUACCUGCCCGCCAUUGACCUGCUGCUCAGCGUCAGGGCGCUGCUGCUGGAGGCUCGUGACAAGGAGACCGGACGGCGCGCGGACGGCAUGCUUCGGCGGGCCAUGGAGGACCUGGAGUACGAAUUUCGGGACAUCUUGUCGAGAAGGAGCCAGCAGGCAUCCACGCGAUUCACAGUCGACACUCUCUCCCGCAUCUUCCACCGCAACUUCUACCCUCCUGCUGCCACCUCCGCCGCUGCUGCAGCUGCUGCUGCCGCAACCAGCAGCGUUAGCACCAGCAGCAGCUCCCCUGAGAGCGGUGUGACAGGGGGUACCAGCGCGAGCAGCAGCAGGAACAGCACAGGGGGAGUGGGAGGGGCGGGAGGGGGCGGAGGGGGCGGAGGGGAAGGGGGUGUUGGCGGAGAGGGGAUUGGGGGUUUGGAUGAGGGGGAGUUGGAGGAUGCGGAUUCGCUGCAUGUGCUGCCGGAAAUUGCCGCCCGGUGGCUGAACCAGACGGCCGCCCGGCUGGUGGCGGGAGGGGAGAGCGUGCGCUGCGUGGAGGCCUUCAGGUCGGUGCGAGUGGACAGCCUCAAGGGCGCGCUGCAGCGGCUGGAGAGUGAGAGGCCGUGGAUGGUGACAGCAGGGCAGAUCGCAGACAUGCCAUGGGCGGAAUUGGAGCCGCUCAGCAAGCAGUGGACUCAGGAUAUGUACAUUCUGGGUCGUCUGCUCCUGGGCAUGGAGAGGAGGACAGCAGCAGCCGUGUGGCGAGGCAUGCAGGUGCACAAACGAGGAGCACUAAGAGCAAUCCUGGAGGACAGCGGAAUGGGCAAGCGCACAGCGGAGCACGCCUUGAUCCUCCACCCUUCUCCCCAUUCCCCCCCCUUUCCUUUCUCCCCCCUCUCUCAGGUGCACGAGCGCGGGGCGCUGAGGGCAAUACUGGAGGACAGCGGGAUGGGCAAGCGCAUAGCUGAGCACGCCUUGAUCCUCCGCGCCAUUAUCGCCCGCAACCUGCCCGAGCAGCUCUUCUCGCUGCUCGAUGCUUUCCGGGCUGCCCAAGAAGUCAUGCCAGAGCUAUCCGCCACGAUCAACCUUCUCAAGAUGGAGGCGGUGUGGCCGGCCUGCCAGCACCUCCCGCUGCUCAUCGCGCGGGCCGUGGCCGACACAUUCGACCGCUUCAAAGCCCUCCUCGAGACCUCCACUAAGUCCGCCCAGGCCAUGGCUGCUGCUGCCCCGCCCCUCUCCUCCUCCUCUGCUUCCCCCUCCCCCUCUGCAUCUGGUGCUGCUGCUGCCGCUGCUGGGGAGGCAGUGGGCGGUGGAGGAGGGGAGGGUGGAGAAGGGGAGAAGAAAGCAUCACUUGCAAAGUUGUUCAGAAUGCCGUUCCUGGGUCGCACAGUGAGCACCAUAUCAGCAUCACCAGCAGCAGACGAGAGCACUAAAAUGCCGUUCCUGGGUCGCAAUGCGAGCACCACCUCGGCAUCGCCAGCAGCGGAGGAGAGCACGCAGGACGCCAUGCCCCCGGGGGGAGUAGUUGAUCCAAUCACCAGCUACGUGGCCAACUAUAUCCGCAGCUACAUGCGCCGCGUCCCAUCCACCCACAACAGCUAUCUCGACGUGCUCGCCUCGCUCUUUCACCUGCUGGAGGAACAAGGAGCAGCGAGUGACGAGGAGGAGGAAGAGGCGGAUGGGGGAGAAGGAGAGAAGGAGGGCGGCAAAGGGAGCAAGUCGAAGGGCGAUGGGAAGACCGCAGGCGGCGGGAAGGCGGCGGGUGGGAAGGGGGACAGCGGGAGAGACGGUGGGAAAGACGGUGGGAAGGCGGGGGAUGGGAAGUGGAAGCGAGGGGGAGGGCAGCAGCACGCGGGGAGGAGUGCGGAGAGUGAGACGGCGCACCUGCUGAGCGCGCUGGUGGUGAAUCUGGAGGCACGCGGUGGGCUGUAUCGCGAGGAAGAGCUGCAGCACCUGUUCCUCAUGAACAACACUCACUACCUCGUGCAGUCCGCAGCUGACUGGUACCGCUGGCACGUGGACAGCCUGAACCACCCACUCUCACAAGCUCGCAAGGAGGGCGCGAGGGACCUGACAGCAGCCAUGGCGGAUCUGAGGGACGGCCACAUUGUGCAGCUUCAUGCUACAGCCUUUCAGAGCCGCGCGCUGGCUGCUGUCAUGGCAGCACUCACAGAUGAGCCUCCCCGGGGCACACCUGACUCUGUCAAGCUCAGACUCAACAGGUUGCGGCGGUUCAACGGGGCGUUUGAGGCGCUGGUGGCGAGGCAGCGGCGGUGGUGCAUUCCCGAUGAGGAGCUGCGGAGGAAGACCCGCGCCAAGUGGUCUACUGUGCUGCGCGAGCGAUACCGCAAGAUGCUGCUGCCCUUCUGGGAUGACUUGACUUCAAGUAAGCUGUUUGUGUACACUCCGGAAAGCAUUGAGGCGACAAUUUCAGAGACAUUUUUUAUAGGCCCGAGCACUUAG